GCACAGAAACGUGGAGCAAAAACGUCUUUUUGCAGUGCAUGGACGGAAAGCCAAUGCGCAGGUGUGCCAGUAACCGAGCAGGCGAAACUGGGAUGGACGUCACAAGCCGCUGCACUCUUGGAGAUCCCAACAAGCUGCCGGAAGGGGUGCCGCAGCCCGCUCGCAUGCCUUACAUCUCGGACAAGCACCCUCGGCAGACUCUGGAGGUCAUCAACCUGCUGCGGAAGCACCGGGAGCUUUGCGAUGUGGUGUUGGUUGUGGGGGCCAAGAAGAUCUACGCCCACCGGGUGAUCCUGUCGGCCUGCAGCCCCUACUUCCGAGCCAUGUUCACGGGGGAGCUGGCGGAGAGUCGGCAGACCGAGGUGGUGAUCAGAGACAUUGACGAAAGGGCCAUGGAGUUGCUGAUUGAUUUUGCGUACACUUCUCAAAUCACGGUAGAAGAGGGUAAUGUCCAGACCUUACUGCCGGCUGCCUGCCUCCUCCAGCUAGCUGAGAUCCAGGAAGCCUGUUGUGAGUUCCUGAAAAGACAGUUGGAUCCUUCCAAUUGCCUCGGUAUCCGGGCCUUUGCCGAUACCCACUCAUGCCGGGAGCUGCUGAGAAUUGCUGACAAGUUCACCCAGCAUAACUUUCAAGAGGUAAUGGAGAGCGAGGAGUUCAUGCUGCUUCCAGCCAACCAGCUUAUCGACAUCAUCUCUAGCGACGAACUGAACGUCCGGAGUGAAGAGCAGGUGUUCAAUGCCGUGAUGGCGUGGGUCAAAUACAGUAUUCAGGAGAGGCGACCUCAGCUCCCCCAGGUAUUGCAACAUGUCCGGCUGCCUCUGCUCAGUCCAAAGUUCCUGGUGGGCACAGUUGGCUCAGAUCCACUCAUUAAAAGCGAUGAAGAAUGCAGGGACCUAGUGGAUGAAGCCAAGAACUAUCUGCUAUUGCCCCAAGAGCGGCCACUGAUGCAGGGUCCAAGAACUCGUCCACGCAAACCCAUCCGCUGCGGAGAAGUGCUCUUUGCAGUGGGUGGCUGGUGCAGCGGGGAUGCAAUUUCCAGUGUUGAGCGUUACGACCCUCAAACCAACGAGUGGCGGAUGGUGGCUUCCAUGAGCAAACGGCGGUGCGGCGUUGGCGUCAGCGUCUUGGAUGACCUUCUGUAUGCAGUGGGGGGUCACGAUGGUUCCUCCUAUCUCAACAGUGUAGAACGAUACGACCCAAAGACGAAUCAGUGGAGCAGCGAUGUGGCACCCACCAGCACCUGCAGGACCAGUGUCGGGGUGGCAGUUCUUGGUGGCUACCUGUAUGCCGUGGGUGGCCAGGAUGGUGUCUCCUGCCUCAAUAUCGUUGAAAGGUAUGACCCGAAAGAGAACAAAUGGACUCGAGUGGCUUCCAUGAGUACCAGGCGCCUUGGGGUGGCUGUGGCUGUACUGGGGGGCUUCCUUUAUGCUGUCGGGGGCUCUGAUGGGACAUCUCCUCUGAACACAGUGGAGCGCUACAACCCCCAGGAGAACCGUUGGCACACAAUAGCCCCCAUGGGUACCCGGCGUAAGCAUCUAGGUUGUGCGGUAUACCAAGACAUGAUAUAUGCUGUUGGAGGUAGAGACGAUACUACGGAACUCAGCAGUGCAGAGCGAUACAACCCCAGGACCAACCAGUGGUCACCUGUGGUGGCCAUGACAUCACGCCGUAGUGGGGUUGGUCUUGCUGUGGUGAACGGACAGCUCAUGGCUGUGGGAGGCUUUGAUGGAACGACGUACUUGAAGACCAUAGAAGUGUUUGAUCCGGACGCUAACACGUGGAGACUCUAUGGAGGAAUGAAUUACCGUCGGCUUGGUGGUGGGGUAGGCGUUAUCAAAAUGACACAUUGUGAAUCCCAUAUAUGGUAACCAAGCGGUGAGAGGAACCCCCCUCUGUGUUCAUUCCUGUCGAAACUGGUCAGCCUGGUGACUUCUGAGCUCUCUGAGACUCUAGUAAAAGCAAGAUCACUUAUAUUCUUUGCUGGUGCCUCUUCCUGUGGGACUGUAUUGGAUGUG
Euleptes europaea (tarantolino) is the source of this 2015-nucleotide messenger RNA. RefSeq names its product kelch like family member 20 (gene KLHL20). Lineage: Eukaryota; Metazoa; Chordata; Lepidosauria; Squamata; Sphaerodactylidae. Gene Ontology annotation, molecular function: protein binding. Bases 39 to 1868 code for a protein of 609 amino acids. The record is from RefSeq and is a predicted model, not a curated record. The transcript has 11 exons.